Struthio camelus australis is the source of this 3668-nucleotide messenger RNA. NCBI's taxonomy places the organism in Eukaryota, Metazoa, Chordata, Aves, Struthioniformes, Struthionidae. The record is from RefSeq and is a predicted model, not a curated record.
AUGCCUGACGCUGGCGACGUUGAGGACGGAUGUAGCAUUUUCCCAAUUUCGAGCUGGGCCGGGGCGCGGUUUCCCCGACGUUUCGGAGGCAGAAAGGCCGGCAGCGAAGCCGGCCUCGCCAAGCAUGGGGCCAUUGGCGUGACCCAGCCGCGACGCGUGGCCACUCUCUCGGUGGCGCGGCGAGUGGCCGAGGAGAUGGGCUGUUCGCUGGGGGGUGUCGUCGGCUACCAGGUCCGCUUCGACGACUGCACCUCCGAGGAUACUGCGAUCAAGUAUAUGACUGAUGGCUGCUUGUUGAGACAAAUAUUGGCAGACCCUCUCCUCAGCAAGUACAGUAUCAUCAUUUUGGAUGAAGCCCAUGAGCGGAGCCUCAGCACUGAUAUUUUAUUUGGUUUGCUGAAGAAACUAUUUCUAGAGAAGAAACCACUGGGCAGGAAGCGGGCCAUGAAACUGGUGGUGAUGUCAGCUACCCUGGAGGUAGACAAGCUCUCAGAGUUCUUUGGACAGUGUUCAGUGCUGCAUAUUCCAGGGAGAAAUUAUCCAGUCAAGGAGAUAUUCUGCAACCUGCUUGGCCCAAAGGAUACGGGAAGCUCUGCGUAUGUUACAGAGGCUAUAAAAGUGACAUUGGAUAUCCACUUAAAUGAACCAAGAGGAGACAUCUUGGUUUUUCUGACAGGUCAAGCUGAGAUAGAGAGAACUUGCGACUUACUUUUCCACAAAGCAGAAUCUAUAGAUUACCGAUAUGAAGUACAAGAUCGUUCUGUUGAAGGCCUGCUUAUCUUACCGUUGUAUGGGUCAAUGUCAACAGAUCAACAGAAACGAAUAUUUCUGCCAGCUCCUACAGGCAUUAGAAAAUGCGUGGUAUCGACAAACAUUGCUGCAACGUCUCUGACAAUUGAAGGAGUCAGGUACGUGGUAGAUAGUGGAUUUGUGAAGCAGUUGAAUCAUAACCCCCGAGUUGGCUUGGACAUACUGGAGGUGGUUCCCAUUUCAAAGAGUGAAGCAAUGCAACGAGCUGGCAGAGCUGGCAGGACAUCAUCUGGAAAAAGCUAUCGGCUAUACAACAAAGAAUUCUGGGAGCAGUGUAUGCCUGAUCACACAGUCCCAGAGAUCAAGAGAACCAGUCUGACAUCUGUAAUCCUGACCUUGAAGUGCCUUGCUGUGCAUGAUGUCAUAAGAUUUCCCUAUUUGGACUGCCCUGAAGAGAGGCUUAUUUUAGAAGCUCUCAAGCAACUUUACCAGUGUGAUGCUAUUGACAGGAGAGGCCACGUGACAAGACUGGGUGAAUUCCUGGUGCAAUUUCCCCUCCCUCCCAACCUGACCUGUGCUGUCAUAAAAGCUGCUUCUCUUGACUGUGAAGAUCUGCUGCUUCCCAUAGCAGCCAUGUUAUCUGUGGAAAAUGUCUUCAUUCGUCCAGGGGAGCCUCAGAAACAGAAGGAGGCAGAACUUCGACACCAGGAACUUUCCUCACAAGUGGGAGGAUGCAAUGACUUUGCAACUCUCUUAAAUAUUUUUGAACAGUGCAAAUCAAGCAAGUCUCCUUCGCUUUGGUGCCAGAAACACUGGAUCCAUUGGAGAGCUUUGAAAUCUGCUUUUAGUGUGGAAACACAACUUCGGGAAAUAAUCAGUAAACUGAAACAGCUGCCAGACUUCCCUAAAGAAAAAUUUGAAGGGUCCAGAACUGAAAUACUAAGAAGAUGCCUGUGUGCAGGGUACUUUAUCAAUGUAGCUAGGAGAUCUGCAGGCAGGACAUUCUGCACAAUGGACGGGCAUGGCAGCAUGGUCUAUAUCCAUCCUUCAUCUACAUUAUACAACCAGGAGACUCAUCUUGAGUGGAUCAUCUUCCAUGAUGUCACAGUGACAUCCAAAAUCUAUGUCCGGACAGUGUGUCCAAUUCGCUAUGAAUGGGUUAAAGACCUGUUGCCCAAAUUGCAUCAAAUCGAUGCGUAUGAACUGAGCAGUGUGGCACGGGAAGAAGUAACUGAAGAGGAAAUAACUAAGUGGAAAUACAAAGAGGACCUUAAAAGGCAAUAUGAAGAAGUCACAGACAGUGCUGCAAAGAAGAUGGAGAGAAGGAACGAUGAUAAAUCAAUCCUGAAUGCCCGAGCUCGCUACCUUGAGAGAAAGCAGCAAAGAGCACAGGGUUUAAGCGGCCCAUUGAAAGAAAUGGGUUAAUACUGAUGGCUGCUCUAGUCCCAAUAUAAGAAAGGCCAUUUGGUGCUGCUGUUCUGGAUGUAUCUGCAUAAUGCAAAAAUGACUUACAGGAAUGAAGGAAAACUUCUGGUCUGUGGUAAGUUUGACUGCCUAUGCCUACAAGCACCAUCUUCCUUCCUGGAGUUGGCAAGGAAAAAUUACCAAGCUGAAUUGCGUUGCCACAUGUCACAGGCAACAGCUUACUGACCUUGAACGUGGAUGAAAACGUGACUCUUGCAGUGGUGCCAAUUCUGUGGCACUUCGUUGACUUAGAAAGAUCUCAGUGGUCUGGGUACCGUUAUUAAUAAAAUUUUCUUUAAGAAAGAAAAAAGUUUUUAAGGGAGUGGAACUGUCACUUUUUAAUCCAUUUUACUCCAUAUGAUGUGGUUACACAUUCUUUGUAUGCUUACUCAGGAAAAUAUAUAGGAAGUGCUCUUUUUGAUUUUAGGUCCUGAUGGUUCCAUCAUUAAAAGACAUUUGCCACAUGCAUUUUCUGUGGCAGACAGUAUUAUUCCUACUGUAUAUUGUGCUGUAGCAUGUACAGUGAUGGUUCUGGGUGAAGCUGUCUUUGUAUGCAAAGUAUUUUGUAAACAUAUCUUCACAUUCCUGCCAACAACAACACAGUUUUCGUCAGGAAUGGCUUAGCACUGUGUGGUGUUUUCUGCUUGGCAAAAAAACCAGCAGUCAAUCCAGUUCUGAGCCAGGUUACAUCCUGCAGUCCAUCAGUAGACCUGCUGCCUACUGGGCUGGUUUUUUCUGAGCUUGAUGGCUGAUAUUUUUUAAAUAUAUGGAUUUUAGUCUGAAGAAUAACUAUUCCGAAUUUGUAUAAAGAAUGCACAAAGGCAUUAAAAAAAUACUAGUUUUAUCCUUACUCUAUAGCAAAGCAAAGAGCUGUGACUCUUUGUCUUCUUACACUUUGUUUCCCUCUCAGUAAAGAGGUAAUCUCCUACAGUCAUCUUAAUAAUCCUAAAAUCUAAAUGCUUCAGCAUGAAGCUUGUCUUUCUUGCUCUGGUUUAUUUUUACAUUUUGUACAAGACAACUUCCAAAAUGCUAGAAGAACCUAGUACCAUUUUUCAUGCCUGAGCCGUGUGCAGCAGUGCAUCUCCUUCACAUGCUUUUAACUAGCUGAAGCAUCUUGGAACUUUUUUCCACGCAAUCUCUCCCUUGUGGUCCUGCUGCCACCACCAACCCUAUUAGCCUUGCGUAGAAAGGAUAAGCAGACAUAUCCUGCUGCCUUCAAUAGCUGCCCUCUCCUGUAGGCAUUCACUUCUGUUUAAAAUUGGUGUGGUACUAUCACUGACUCUGUUAAAGCAAUGUUGUAAGUAAGCCUUAGCACUUGGUGUAAAAUGUUAAGAACGUCGCCUCUGUACUGUGCAGGCUGUAGGCCUGACUAUAAGCUCUCAAAGGUCUUGGAUUCUCUUACAGGGAAUGCUAUGAAUAUUAUGGCCCUCUUUCUGUGAUUGUACCUAUUAAAA